Molecule: messenger RNA, 1230 nt
Organism: Centruroides sculpturatus (bark scorpion)
Lineage: Eukaryota; Metazoa; Arthropoda; Arachnida; Scorpiones; Buthidae
Product: AT-rich interactive domain-containing protein 5B-like
Exons: 8
Coding region: 232-1230 (332 amino acids)
Biological process (GO): regulation of transcription by RNA polymerase II
Cellular component (GO): nucleus
Molecular function (GO): transcription cis-regulatory region binding
Source: RefSeq, a predicted model, not a curated record
UGCUGUUCAAAUUAUAAUAAUGUAAAUCAAUUCUCCCUUUCAAGUGUACUUGUUUUAAGUAAUAAUGUAAAGAUUUUGGAAUGUAGCCUACUUAUUGUUAUAUAUAUAGUUACGACAUUCAAUAUUGCUUUUGACACAUCUAACUAAAUUUUUGUUUCAGGUGAACAAGCGAAUCCUGACGUACCAAAGGUUAAAGUGCUGUCGUAUCCUAGGUACUGUAGAUAUAGAACAAUGUUAAAGAGGAUAGAAGAAACAUCAGAUUCUUGGUUGAAAAAUGCACUGGUGAUAGCAUUAGGUGGAUUUACAUUAACGUCACAUAACACUUUCAUCCUUUUCUGCCGCGAUACUUUUGAUCACGAUGCUCUGUUACAAAAUGAUCUCAACUGUGAUCACUUAGCUCCAAAUUUAAAAGGAAGGCCACGAAAGAAGCAAAUCAAAACGAAACGGAGCGCAUCACCAGAUUCUGAAUCGAACACUUCCGAAGAAAAUAGAGAAGUCAGUAUAAAAGUAAAAAUAAAUCUGAAGAAUGGGUUAAAGAAACCUUCAUGCAAAGAUGAACAAGAAUUCCUGCAAACUCUCUUCAAAUUCAUGAAGAAUAGGAAUACACCUAUUCAUCGUGUUCCUCAUUUAGGAUUUAAACAGAUUGAUCUCUAUUUCUUCUAUAUGUAUGCACAGAAGCUGGGUGGUUAUGAAAAGAUUACCUAUAAAAAAUUAUGGAAGCAUGUUUAUGAUGAAUUGGGUGGAAAUCCAGGAAGCACUAGUGCAGCAACUUGUACAAGACGUCAUUAUGAGAGACUAUUGCUACCAUUUGAGCGUUACAUGAGAGGAAAUCAAGGAAAAAAAUUUUCGUUACCUCCACCAGCAACAUGUGCAAAGAAAGAAAAAUUAAAAAUGAAAGAGAGAAUACAAACGGAUAAAAUAUUACGAAUGAAUAGUGAAACUCAAGAAAAUUAUGACAGUACUGAUGAGAGUCAAGAAGAAAGGCAUGAUGAUAACAAUCUAGUCAUUGAUUUAGAAAAGAAUGGAAACGCUCAUAAGGACAACAUCAAAUUUAAAGUAAAAGAUCUCAAGUGCUUUAAAAAAGACUGGAAAGGUUUGCAUAGAAGUCUCCUUCCAAGCAAGUUAAUUAAAAAGGAAAAACUAGAAAAUGAAUUUAAAUGGAAUGAGAAGAAAAAGAAGAGCAUUACUCAAUCAUGGUGUAACAGCAGUGUGGAGUUUCAAGGUUGCUAG